This is a messenger RNA of Sclerotinia borealis F-4128, 969 nucleotides long. NCBI's taxonomy places the organism in Eukaryota, Fungi, Ascomycota, Leotiomycetes, Helotiales, Sclerotiniaceae. The record is from the annotation of a GenBank genome assembly.
AUGAAGUUCUCAAGCAUCUCCACCAUCAGUGGACUUUUCGCUCUCACUUCUGCCCAACUUACUACAGAUACUGUCUCAGUCGCGUCUUCCUUCACCCUUCCAACUACAAUCACUCAAAUAAACACUAUUACGGAAGGAGGAUCUGAUAGCUACCAGACGUCUUCAGGCCCAGCUUUUUCCGCCACAACUACAGCAGAUAGCUCCAUUACAUCAGACUAUAUGACUGCAGCAAGUGGAACUACCACCUCUGACAGUUACUCGUAUGAUGGUGGAAGCGAAUCCACAGAGGCAACUACCGCCACCUCUGACGAUUAUAAUGGUGAAAGCUACUCCACAGACGCUACCACCACCACUCCACCCUCCAGCACCUCAACAAGUAGCCCCUAUAGCUAUAGCCCAAGCCGCACAGUCCACAACAUAACCGUCGGAGCCCAAGGACUCAAACUCUUCUCCCCCAACCAACUCAACGCCAGCCUCGGCGAUAUCGUGCGCUUCAAUUUCCUAGCGCGAAACGCCACCGUCACGCAAUCCAAUCUUGACACUCCCUGCAUCCCCAACGGCGGUGCCGAUACGGGCUUCAACCAAUUCAAUCCCGAGAAUCAAACUGAUGUCUUUGUCCGGGAAUUCUUGGUUAAUACUACUGAACCUAUUUGGCUUUACUGCGCGCAAACGCUGCCGAAAUCGCACUGUCAGAAUGGUAUGGUGUUGGGUAUUAAUCCGGCGGGGAAAUUUGAUGCGUACUUGGAAAAGGCGAUUGAGAGUGGGGGGACUAGGUUGAUGUCUGUGCAGGAUGGGGGGAAGGGUAAGGGUAUGGGGGAUGGUGAGGCUAGUACUUUCUUGUCGAGUGGGAUGGCGGAGGCUGAGGUGAGUACGAUGACGUCUAGCGAGGCGGGGUAUACGGCGACGGCGACGUCGAUGGCGGCGUAUGGUUAUACUGAUGUUGUUAAGGGGAGGAAGUUUCGGGCGUAG